AUCGAACGAGUCAUCAUUUCUUGUUAGUUUCAUUGUGUCUUCCUUGUGGCUGUGCUUAUAUCUAUUUAAUUUUAAGCCAUUAUGUUUUACUGUUAUAAUAUUAAGAUUCCUCAAAUGUUCAGCACUAAAGCAUUGUGGGUAAUAAAUCGAUUAUUAUUUUGUAUGGCGAGCGGAAAGAAGCAAGAGUCAACACAAGCAGUUGCAGUAUAACCUCGCCUAUCUACACAUGAUAUGCGAGAUACCAUAUCUAUACAUAACUCUGAGGCGAGGAGUGUCCUUAUCUAACGGGCAGUUCCUGUCUGGCAACCAUGGCGGAGACCCCGUUGGAUGAAGAUUUCAAAGCGGACAUCAACAAUGAGCUACAGGAGCACUAUAAACGCCUAGUGAAUGCAUAUCGACCUGACCUGAAGGCGGAUAUACCACCAAGGGAGCCUGUCUUCCAUCACCUGCAUCCUUGUCAUCUUCAUGAAGAGAUGGAGAAAGACAAAAGAGAGAUCAAUGUGGCAGACAUUCUGACAGAGCGACUAAAUGAGGAGGAUGAGAACUUUCCUGGAGGUGUAUUAUUGUUGGGGCGGCCAGAGAGUGGGAAGACAGCGCUCUUUGCUCAAAUACUGCACUACUGGCUCCAUGACAAGGGCAAGAUGAUGGGUCUGAAAAAAUAUGACUUCCUGCUGGCCUUUCAAUGUUUAGUACUGCAGAGUCACUUUGAUGGCAAAACAACCAUUAAUCUUGAGAAACACAUGUUAGAUCACCUUCCCAAAUCUGUAGAGCACCAUGGGAAAGAGAGAGUGCAACAAGAAAUAAGGAAGGCCAAAGUUCUCAUCAUUAUUGACUCUUUAGACUGUCUGGAAGAAAGAGCUCCAGAAAUGAUCACUUCACUCAGUUCUUGGACUGACAGCUCUGUGCUUCUCUUUUGUCGGUAUAAAUUUAUGAAAGAUUCUGAACUUUUUAAGUUUGAUAAAAUCAAGAACUAUUUAGUGUUGAAACUUUGGGGUGGUUUGUCUGUUAAUCCAUUUGAAACUUUAAAAAAUUCCCCUGAAAAUAUGUCUGAGAUUGGUGGUGUGUUUUCAGGUAAACUGUUACAAGAUUACUGCACAAAACUGUGCAACUGCAGAAAUAUGAGUUCUGUAAAAUUUUGGGAUUACUAUACUAAAAUUCUAAAAUACUUAUCAUUAGAUAUAAGGAAGCCAUUCAAUAUCUACAUGACAAUGGAAGCAUUUUGUCAUCAUAUUGACUUGGAUGUUAAAACUCCAUCUGAGUUUUAUAGCAAAUGGUUUGACAUUUGUUCAAAAACUUACAGAAAGACACUUGAUGAAUCUGAUUCUGAUAAAACAGAAAUGGUUAUGAAAGGAACAUCUCUCUUGACUAGAUUAGCUUACAAAGCUUUCACUUCCAAUAGAGAAUAUCUUUCCAAAGAAGAUAUCCAAGAUAACUCUGAGAUGGUGCCUUUUUUCACCCACUUCUUGAUGCCACACUACAACCCUGAAGGUUGUAUUGAAAAGAUGACUUUCAGGAUAAAUGCUCAUAGGUUAUUCUUAGCUGCCAAACAAGCAGUUAUUGAAAUGGACUUGGGCAUGAAAAAUGUGAAUGAUGUUUUAAAUGCUGAAGGUUUCAAAACACUUCAAUCACUAUUGCUCAUGGUGUUGGGUGUAGCAAGAGGGAGCAAUUAUUUUGAUGAAAUAAAGGAGCAGGCUCUCAAAAUCAUAAAAGCUAAUUUGGAAGACCAUGUUACAGAAAAGUUUGCAGAUCCUAUCAUUAACUAUGCAGUUAAUGUUCUUAGUGAAACAAAAUUAUUCUCAAAAACAGACAAUGACUUUGAUGAUUUUGCAAGAAAGUUAGUGGAUGCUUUAAAACCAAAUAACUGGACCAUUGUGGAUGGAAAUAUGCACCCAGAGGCACUUAGGACCUUGUGUGGAUGUGGACAUGAAAACAAAGAUCAAGAUAAGUGUAAACCUCAGAGAAUGAACAUUAUUCUCUCUGGUCACCACACUGAUAUGCCAGGGCUUCAUGACAUCUUGAUAGCAUUGAAGGAUUGUGAUAUGAGAAUUAACUUCACCAAUGAUCACAGUUUUCUGAAUGAAAAAGGAGAGUUUCCACUUGAUGAUGUUUUGUUUGCACUACAAGGUAAAGGAAAAGCCAAGAAGAAAGGACCAUCCCUUGCUAGCUUUAAAGGAUAUCUUAAAAAUAUAAAGAUGCUUGAUACUGAUCCAGCCACAAGGCGUAUAUACAAGAUCAGUUUGCGUAUCUGCAACAACAAUAAUUAUGAAGAUCUACGUGAGUUAUGCAAAGUCAGCCACAAGCUCAGGCAGGUGACACUACGCAUCUCACAUAAUAAUGAUCUUAAUGUCAAGAAACUAAAAGAACUUCCUGCAAGUAUAGCCAAAUUAACAGUUUGCCUGGAGGGUUAUGAUGAUUAUGAAGUAGAGAAAGCAAUCAAGAUUUGGAGAUCCAUCCAGGGAACAACUCAGAGAGAGGUUAAAGAAUUGCUGUUUUGGUUCACUGUUGGGAAAAGAAUGACUUCUGAGGGUGUCAAGAAAAUAAUUCAAGCUGACCUGCCAGGUACUAAGAUAGAAUUGUCUCUAGAACAACCUGUUCCUGAUGAUGCUAAAAAUGAUAUGCAAAACCAACUAGACCAACUGAAAGAAGAUAAAUACAUAAUAAGAUUUUUAGGUUCACACAAAUACACAAGACGUGAUUUGAGAAAAAAUCAAGUUUCUUAAUUCCUCCAGUCUUGUAUACUGCUUAUCUGUCUGUCUGUGGAUGGCUGUGUCUGCUUUUCACAGAAAAAUAUAUAAUUGAGCUGAUUAUGAUGAAAUUUGGUAAGAGGUUUUCUUUAAUCCAGGGAGUGACAGACAAUGUCUCCAAUGUCCAAGUACUUCCAACCCAAAACUGCUUGAUUAUUCAGGCAAAUCUGUCAACCAGACCCAUUUUUUUAAGGUAAUAAUGGGGAAAGACUGGUAUUCAUUGUCAGCUUGCAGUUGAAUCCCAAUUACAGUCAGUCUGUCUGUCUAACAUGUGGGUGUGUCUGUUGGCAAAACCAUUGAACUGAGAGUGAUGAAAUUUGAUGGUGGUGGGGAAGGGGGGAGUCCACCUUGAUCCAAGAAAUGCUGGGCAAUUUUGCUAGUGUACACUGAACAUUUUAUUUGUUUCUAAAUUUUUUUUUUUUUUUCUAUCCAUGACCAAGCCAAUGAUUUUAUAAAUACCUACUUGUGAUGCUCUCAGUAGCUUCUCUCAUUAAUAAUCCUAGAUUGUAUUCAGAUGUACUCAUAUCAUGGUGGAUUCUCAAGAAUCACCUGAACUAACAAGUUCCCUUCCGGUUACAUUAUCUAUCAUGUUGAUGUGUGUGACACACCAAGGAAAUUUAUAAAAAAUGCCUCAGAUUACUUUAAUGGGUACUACAUACAAUCCUUACAGUUAAGAGGGAAAUCUAAAGCUGAAUAAUUUUAUUGUUCCUCUUCAAUUGUUUUAGCAGUCAAUAAUGUACCAUUAAUGGUUUAAUGGUGAUUAAUGUACUAUUAAUUGGUUUAAUAACAAGUUGGGAACUUUGAUACAGCAAAAACACAUUGCCUCGGGAGUCUAGAAAAAAGACUGUAGUAACAUAAACCUACAAAAUACCUAUAUUAACUUACAGUGCCAUGUCAGAAGAUCUAUUUAUCAUUUUAAAGCCAAACAUUACAACAAAAAAUUUGACACCAUAGGUAACAUAUGGAAAACCAUUAAAGAACUUAACCCUAAUAAUAAAAGCAGUAAUCUUCCUGUCACAUGUAAUAAUCAAGAAGAUGCAAUGCAGACUACCAACCUCUUUAAUGUGUUUUUUGCCACUGUCAGUAAAAACACUUUUGAAAUGACGCAUCUAAGUGACUCCCCAUAUCUCUGAAAAAAAAAUCCUGCUGCUAACAUAGAUCUUAACAGUCUAUUCAGACCUGAGCCUAUUGACUGGCAAACUUCAGUGUUUACUAUUACAUAUAUGAAUUAUAGUGAAGCAUGUGGGUCUGAUGGGAUACCGUUGAGAUUCCUUAACGAUUCUCUUCCUGUUAUUGUUUUCUGUUUAACCACCAUCAUGAAUAUGUCAAUAGUCACGGGAAUUUUUCCCACAGCUUGGAAAUUCUCAAUCGUGGCACCCUCCCUAAAGACUGGUGAUGUAAACAACCAUAGUAAAUAUUAUCCCAUAUCUCUCUUCCCAGUCAUCUCCAAACUGUUAGAAAAGAUAGCUUCAUCUCAGUUGAUUCUGCAUUUGGAAUCAAACCAUCUACCAAGUAAUACCUCAGCAUGGCUUCAGUCCAAAGAUAUCAACUUCUUCCACUCUAUUGGCACUUACUAAGAAUCUAUAUUUCAAAAUAGAUAAUAAAAAGUCUCUCUGGUCACUCUCUGCGAUUUAUCAAAGGUCUUUCACAGUGUUAGUCACUCUAUUUUACUUGAAAAAUAUUAUUUUUAGACAUAAAAUGUAUUUUUUCACUUACUUGUUUCUUAUUUAUUAGCAUUUACAAUGCUCCCUAUUACCCAGCCGUCUAUUCCACAUUCAAAACUUUCGUCGUAUUCCACCCUGGUAACCCCUGGUAACUUAUGGCAACACCGUCUCCUUCAGCCAGCCACGUCAUUCUUUCUUGAACCAUUGGCAAGUAGUGGGGAGGAUGGGUGGGUAUGUAUAUAAGAAGCAAGUAAGUGAAAAAAUACAUUUUAUGUCUAAAAAUGGUAUUUGUUUCACAUACAACCUUCUUAUAUAUUAGCAGAUUUCUACAUUAUAGGAGGUGGUGGGUCAUGCCAUAAGGGUGGAAUACGCCGAUGGGUGAAAGGGUCCACAAACAGACACUCUGGUCUCACCUAUGAGGAUUGGAGACUGGAGAGUGAGAAGGAGACCAUGACCAGGCAGUGGUUGGAACUUCUGGUCUCCUUUCUAAGUCUUGGAAGAGUCCAUUAGUGAGGUAGUGGUCCCACCAAAUCCCCAGCAGCGAUUACCGGGCCAAGGGCAGAGACAUCUCCUUCCUGCUGUUGGAUAUCACGGAGAUAGUAGUCCACAAAGACUGAGUGGGUCUUCCAACAGGCUGCUUCCAAGAUAGAUGCCACAGAACUGUUCUUCCAGAAAAGCAUGGAUGUGGCAAUUCCUCUUAUAUCGUGUGCCCGUACCUUGAACAAGGGACUGAAUUCAUUGGGAAAAAACUCAUGAGCCGUCUUGAUUGUAUCCCGGAGGAAGAAAGAGAUAGCUGCUUUAGACAUUCGCCUCGCAGGGUCUUGCAAAGACAUGAAGAGACUCCGAAGCCGGGAAGCGGAAGCUGUUGCAGCAAGGUAGCAUUGUACAGCUUGCACUGGACAUAGGAGAUGUUCCUCAUCCUCUCUUCCCACCACUGAAGAGAGACUUCGAAGAGGGAACUCUCUAGGAAUGGGAUUUAGAGGGAUUUCUGUCUUAGCUAUGAAUUCAGGAAGAUAUGACAAGAUAAGAUCUUCUCCUCUUGAGGCUAUGACCUGAGAAAGGGCAUGAAGCUCUCCAACCCUCUUAGCUGUAGCCAGGGCCACCAAAAAGAGGGUCUUCUUAGUCAGUUCCUGUAAUGAGGCUUGGUGAAGUGGCUAAAAUGGAGGACAUGUCAGAGCCUUAAGGACCAUGUCUACAUUCCAUGAAGGAGCCCUACAAGGUGGGCGUUGGACUUACCUUGAACAAGUCUUUAUGACCUCGCGGAGAACUGGGUCGGUAGAAAGAUCAAAGCCUCUAAGGGCAAACACCCCACUGAGCAUGGCCUUGUAGCCUUUAAUCGCAGUGACUGACAUUCUGCAAUCCUGUCUAAGAAAGACCAAAAAAUCUGCAAUCUUCUGGCUGGUGGGAUUAGAGACCGUGUGACCUUCUCUCUUGCACCACUCUUGAAACCUUUUCCACCUGUAUUGGUAAUUCAUAAUACUGGAAGGUCUUUUAGAUUUUGCCAGGAAUUCCAUACCUCGGGAGGAAAAGCCUCUGUGACGAAGGAUUUGCUUGACAGUUUCCACGCAGUUAGCUGUAGCAUGGGGAGAGCUUGAUGGAAUUUGUGAACAUGAGGCUGGCAAAGUAGAUCUCUGCGCUGCGGGAGGCGCCUGGGAGUGUCUACUGAGGCCUGUAUGAGGUCUGGGAACCAUUCCCUCUUUGGCCAAAACGGAGCAAUCAGGAUAAGGUUUGUUUGACGUGCCAUUCUCAGCUUGCUGAGCACCUUCCUGAUCAACAGCAAUGGUGGAAAGGCAUAAAGAUCAUGAUCCCAAUUGUACAGAAAGGCAUCUGUGGCUACUGCCAUUGGAUCCUGAAACGGGGAGAUGAAGUUUGGUAGCCUGAAGUUGAGCCUCGUUGCAAACAGGUCCACCGUGGGAUAACUCCAAAGCCUCCACAGGAGAUUGCAAACCUCCUGGUGGAGAGUCCACUCUGUGGAGAUGAUCUGAUCCUGUCUGCUGAGGCAAUCCGCUAAGACGUUUGCCGAGCCCUUCACGAAUUGGGUGAGGAUCCGGACGGCAUGAACCUCCGCCCACUGUAGGAUUGCUUGAGCCUCGGCAUUGAGGCUUCCUGAAUGAGUCCCGCCUUCUUUUGCCAGAUACGACAGGGCCGUGGCAUUGUUGGAGAACACAGCCACCGUCUGUCCUCGGACAUGUUCCUUGAAGUGCAGAAGGCUGAGACGUAUAGCUUUGAGUUCUAGAAGGUUGAUGUGUAAGAGGUUGAGUGGCCCACACACCGCUCACUGAAUCGUGUAGAAUCGACGCUCCCCAGCCGACAGUGGAAGCAUCUGUGUACAGACAAACGUCCGUGGAAGCUAACUGAAGGGACUGUCCCAACUGAAGAUUGUGGUCCAGUUUCCACCACUGAAGAACGUCCAAGAUUUCAAAAUCCUAAGGAAUUGGAAGGUCGUCUCCAUCAGACUGGUGAUCCCAGAAUUGGGAAAGGCGAAAUUGAAAGCUGCGCAUCCUCCGUCUUGCCCCAUGAACUAGAUGCAGCAGAGAGGACAUGUGGCCUAGGAGGGCUAACCAAGCCUUUGCUGGAGGGGACUGAACACUUAGAAAAGUCUUAAUUUGAUGUUGUAGAUUCUCUAGUUGUUUCUGUGUCGGGAAAAUCUUCAAAAGAGGAGAACGAAUCUCCAUCCCCAAAUAAAUCCUUGUCUAGGAGGGUGUAAGCGAUGACUUUUCCCAGUAUACCUGGAUUCCGAGUGAUGCACACAGACGGAGGGGGUAACUGGUUGCCUCGAGUGCCGUCUGUUCCGAGUGAGCUAACAGCAGCCAGUCAUCUAAGUAACGGAGGAGGCGAAUUCCCUGUUGAUGUGAAGCCGCUGAAACUAGAUCCAUCAUCUUGGUAAAAACUUGAGGGGCCGUGGAGAGGCCAAAGCAAAGAACCCUGAAUUGGAACUGACGCCCUCUCCAUAUAAAGCGGAGAAACUUUCGGCUGUCUGGAUGGACUGGGAUCUGAAAAUAAGCAUCCCGGAGAUCGAUGGCAGUCAUCCAGUCGUGUCUGUGGAUGGCGGACAUAACCGUCCUCACUGUUUCCAUCCUGAAGGGAGUGGUAGUCACAUAACGAUUCAGCGUGGAUAAAUCGAGGAUUGGGCGAAAGCCUCCUGUAUUCUUGGGCACCACAAAUAUGUGACUGUAAAAACCUGGUUUUGCAGACGUCUCCUCUAUUGCUCCCUUUGUCAAGAGACGUUGGACCUCGGAUUCUAGUGCCUUGCCCUUCUCGGAACCCGGAGGGUAAGAAUGAAACUCCAAAGGUGCCGAGGUGACUGGUGAAAGAGAUGUGAAGGGGAUCUUGUAAGCUUCGCGAAGGAUGGAGAGAACCCAUGCCUUUGCACCAAUUGCCAUCCAACUGUCUAGAUUCUUGGCCAGACAACCUCCUACUGGAACCUGGGAAGGCGGCCAGUCUACUUCCGAAAAAACUUCCCCAUCUUCUUAGGGUGAGAAGCAGAAGGAAGACUAGAGGAAGACCUCUGAUGUUGCGGCGCUCUUGAACGAGAGGCCAGGUCUAUGUGCCGUGUGGAAAGCGAAGUCAGGUGAGAAGUAUCACCAGUGGAUGCCAGGCGGGAACCACGAUCCACCAGUGGGGUGCCAGUAGCUGGCCUUGGCUUAAUCAGUGCCUGAGCUGCUGCUUGCUGGAAAGAAAAGGAAGCAGCCUUAUCUGCCACCCGAAGAGCUUCCUUAACCUUGUCGAAGAGGAAGGCCAAGUCAAUAGCUGAUUUCCUGAGAUCAACCUUGGUAGCAGUCUUAAAAACAGGGGGAAGGUGAGAGAGAAUCGCCUCCCGUCUCAUGGCCUUGACAUUAGAUAGAGCGAAAGCUAAAUCUUGAGCUGUAUCCACCAUGGCAAACUGAGUGCUGCAGAACAGUUGGUCAGCUAAGAGCUUCUCCUUCUGAUCUGGUUGUAAAGAGGAAACCAGUCUGUAAAAGGCACCAAUAGCCCAAAACAGAAAAUUCUGUGCCUCACGCUGGCGUGCUAAGAUACCUUCCAGGCGAGACAUAUCUGCAUGCUGUACCACCACCUGUGGGUCUUUACCCUUAAUGGUGAGGGCGAGGGCUAAGUCUCUGUUGAGUUUGGCUGCUUUCCCAGCAAACUCGUGCCCACUGACCCCAUAGAUCCUCCUGUACCAGCCAGAAGGGUAGCGAGCAGUGAUGGACAGGAACCUUCAUUAGCACAACGAAGAGCUUUGGUGGCGGCCUGUAGAAAAAAGUCCAUUGGCUGUGCCAUAGUGAAGCAGAUGCAUUUAUCCUCCACCAUCCUGACUUCUCCUGGGGGCACUGGGCGAUGAGAUCCUUCUGCAUAUCCAAGUCUGCCUAGUGUUCACCAUGUGAACACUAGGCAGACUGAUCACCUGCAUGUACCCUAAUGUAACACCUGCCUUGCUGCCAGGUCUUUUCAAGUGACUGCUCCCUCAUUCUGGAAUAAUUUGCCUCUUGUUCAGCAUGCCCCUUCCUAUCCACCUUCAAAUCAUGUCUAAAAGAAUUUCUACUUAAUAAGCAAUUUCCCCACUAGUGCAUCUAAUUUUAUUAGUCUUAGUAAUUUUAUGAUCACAUAUAUAAUCUUAGUUAUUUCAUUACUGAUUGUGAUAGGCCUUAUCCUGUAUAACUGUGUGUUAUUUUAACAGCUUGUAACUGUCCCUUUCCACUUUUAUGUCUUUUCCUUUUUUUUGCUUUUCAUUUUAACUCAUCACUGUUGCUGUGUGUUUUCUUUUUUAGGUGAGGGUAGGUUUGAUGCUUUUGAGUUAUUUGUCUAGUUUUCUGUGCCUAAAAUAUAGUUUCUUCAUUGGCCAUUAUAUAUGGGACUCCUGUGACAGGCAUAUUAAUUUAUAAAAGAUAUAUUUCAAGAAUAACCACUGUAAUAAUGGAAAUAAAUUUUACUCUAUUCUGUUAUGAUAUAUCAUGUGACCAUUAAAAUAUUAAAAUGUUAUUUUUAUGUGUUUGAGAAAACCAUGUAAUAGCUAUUCAGGCAUAUGUGCCCAGACUACUAUUAAAAAUAAAAGCCUUAUGUUUAUCAUGUAUUUUGAAGAACUUCAUUCCUCACUAUACAUGCAAUCUUCAAAUUUUCUGACAUCACAAGAAUGUUAUUAAAUCAGCAAAUGUUACUGCUGAUGGAAAGCUACCUACAUUCUGUCCCUCCAUCUCUUAAUAAAAGGACUUCUCCAGUAA
This is a messenger RNA of Portunus trituberculatus (swimming crab), 9606 nucleotides long. RefSeq lists its product as uncharacterized. The record is from RefSeq and is a predicted model, not a curated record. Bases 309 to 2720 code for a protein of 803 amino acids. Lineage: Eukaryota; Metazoa; Arthropoda; Malacostraca; Decapoda; Portunidae. The transcript has 4 exons.